Messenger RNA from Acaulospora morrowiae, 148 nucleotides. Lineage: Eukaryota; Fungi; Glomeromycota; Glomeromycetes; Diversisporales; Acaulosporaceae. The record is from the annotation of a GenBank genome assembly.
GAGAUGAUCAAAUAAUACCACACAACACAUCCUUCAAAACAAACGCAUUCAAUACUAAAGCAACAAAGGCAAAGCAAUGGAAGCUAUUCCAAGAGAAUCUGGACAAGGAAAUAGAACGACAAGAAGAAUUACACAACACCACUCACAU